Messenger RNA from Paramecium pentaurelia, 2325 nucleotides. The record is from the annotation of a GenBank genome assembly. Lineage: Eukaryota; Ciliophora; Oligohymenophorea; Peniculida; Parameciidae.
AUGCUACAUCUUGAUAUUGAAGUACAGACAAUCCAAUUUUUUAUUGGAUCCUCACUCGAUUCCUGUUCUAUUAAAAUAAACGAUUGUAUUUAUAAUAUUAAAUCUCAGCUUCCUCUACUUCAGUCUUGGAAUCGAAAGUCAGAUGCAAAUGUAAAGAGAUUCAAGAAAUUUGGGAAAAAAUUGAAUUAAAUGUGUAAUAUAUUGAGAAAGGGAAUGUAUUGUAUUAUAGCAUUAUAUUUAUAGUUGAAACUCUUCUUUUAUGAGGGUACAACCAUAUUUGGAGAGGCAACCAUUAAUUUAGGGUUUUAUAUUGAGAACAAUCUUCCUCUUAUCAUUGACAAAAUUACUAUACAAAAUAAAUUUGAUUCAGAAGCAUAAGUUUAAAUGAGUUUGGCAUGGAAUUAGUUAGAUUAGAUUCAAUCUAAAUAAAAUAGGUAAGUAAGUCCUUUGAGAGACUAACCACCUUCUUAGAGACCUAUAGGUCAAUAGAAGAAACCAGCUGAUGAACUGCAUUUUGAUAAAAGAACUGUUCAUGCAACAUAUACAUAAUGGAAAGAUCAUUAAGAAAUGGUUAAGGAAUAAUAUGUCAAAAGAUUAAAGGAACCUAUCAAAAAAGGACCAUUAGAGGAUGAAAAAUUUGAAGAAAUUCGCAAACCUGAAGUUCGAAUAAUGAGUCCUCGUAGAUUUUAAACUCCAAAAGAUUAUAAACCAAUAAAUAAGUAAUAAAUUUAAAAAUCAACUGGAGGAUUUGAAAAUCUAAAAACUUCAAAUAACAAUCAAUUAGAUUUCAAAUAAAUUAACAAGGACUUACAGAAUAACUCAAAUAAUAAUAGAGCUCCAUCUAAAAGUCCCAAUCGUUAUGAUUCAAGAGUAAAAACAAGAAAUGAAGUCUUAUCUGCUGCUUCACCUAUUGAAUAAAGUGAAAUUCUCAAAGGAUCUACUAAACCUAAACCAAUAUCUAAGAAAGGAGAAUUCUAAGAGAAUUUUGGAACAAGACCAACUUAAUUGGAAGGUGGUUUAACAAUAUCAAGCAAAUAAUUAGAUACAGAAAUAGAUUCUAAUUAAUGGAAAUAAUAAUUGUCAUAGUUAUAAUAAGAAAAUGUUUAAUUAAAAAAUUAAAUUUAAAAAUUAAAUAAUGAAAAUUAGAUUUUAAAAGAUCAAUAAAUUAAAAGUGAAGCUGCCUUUAAUUUAUUAUCAGAAACUUAUAGUAAUUUAAGAAAUGAAUAUCAAAGAAUCUAAGUUAAAAGUUUUAAUAAUAGUUCAAGUCAUUCUUUAUUAACAAAUAAAGAAACAGAUCAUUUAAAAAGAGAAUUAGAUUAAAAGUCUAAAGAAAUAGAAUUCUAUAAAAAAGAGGCUGAAUUAUGGAAAAAAGAUUUGGAUGUAACUAAAAGAGAAAAUGGAUAAAUUAAAAAAGAAGCAGAAUAAUAUAAAAAAGAACUUGAAAAUAGAUCUUAUGAUUUAGAAAGCCAUAAGAGAGAUAUAGAGAACAAAAAGAAAGAUAUAGAAAGUUUAGAAAAGGAGUUAUAAAGAGCUUAAUAAGCAAUUUAAUUAAUUCAAAAUGAUAGUUUUAGAAAUUCUUCUUAAUUAUCUGGUCAUAGUACCAAUUAAGAAAUUUUAGAAUAAAUGAAAAAUCUAAUUAAAACAAAAUAAAUUGAAGUUGAUAGUAAGAAUGAAGAAAUAAAAUAAAAUAAAAUAAAAAUAGCAUAUUUAGAGAAAGAAUUACAUGAAAAAGGCAGACGUUCUUAAGAUUAAUAUGAUCAAAUUAAAAAUUAAAAUUCUUAAUUAGAAUAAGAAAAUGAAUAAUUAAAAUAAUAAUUAGUUGAUAAGAAUGUUGAAUUAAAAUCGAAGUAAAUAUUAAUCUUACAAAUAGAACUCAAGAGAUAGAAAGAUUAAUGACAUAAAAUAAUGUAUUUCUAUAAUCACCUGAUAUUUAAAAUACAGAUUCAAUUAAACUAUUAAAUGAUUAUAUUGCUUAGAUAUCUGUUUUAAAAUAAGAGAAUUAAAGUUUAAGUAAAUUAUAUUAUUUAAAUAAAAAUUAGACUUGUAAAAUAAAAAAGAUUAAGUUAAACUUGAGAGUUUACAAAAUUAAUUUGAUAUAACCAAGGUAACCACAUAAUAUAUAAUAAUUGACAGAAUAUUGUUGUACUAAGUGAAUAGCGCCAACAAUCUCUUGAGCAUGAAAUUCUGUAAUUAGAAAAAGCUGUCCUUGGAGGAAAAUAAAAUAUGGCAGAUGUGAUCAAUGCUGUAAUGGAAUGCGGUGGUCCUCAGUUAGCUGAGGAAGUAGAGAGAUUCUUGAUUACUAGAAGGAGUACCAAAAUAGGUUGA